CUGAAAUGAGCAGAGAGCAGCUGAGGGGAAAGGGAGGAGCACCAAACAGAAACCAAGGUUACACAUGUGAGGAGGACUCGAACAAAGCACAGAGAGGAGAGGGAGAGAAGGGCAUGAACAGGUAGAGUUAGUCAGAAGUAGGCUUCAAUCUGACCACGCCAGCUACGUAAUUACAAGUUUUUCCCAGUGUGUUGACAGAACGCAGACAGAGCGCAAACACAAAGCAAGAAAAGCGGCAAACAGAAAGGGCAGCUCAAGGCACAAGACUGGAAAGCAGAAGUAAGAGGAGAAGGAGGCAGAGACAGCAGUUUAUUAAGUCGUGUCCUGCACAAUAACUGAGGGGGAAAACAAAGAAGGAGAGGCGAGGCUGUAAGGAGUGAACGUGGUGGUAAAGUGGGAAAACAAAAGGAGACUCAUCGUCAAAGAGGACGGACUUAAACCCAUGGACUACUGACAUCAGCAAAACAAAGGAGUAGAGGCGUCAGAAAGCAGGUCACUGCAGUCCAGCAGCAGUUGCAGCUCCCUCGAGCGUCUACUAUGCAACUAAGUCAACUGACAUAGACAGAGUCAAGCUCAGGCACAGAUCACACAGACAGUCCUCACUGUAACAGCACCAUGUUGAUGAAAGAGUACCGCAUAUGUAUGCCACUGACUGUGGACGAGUAUAGGAUCGGGCAGCUAUAUAUGAUCAGUAAGCACAGCUGUGAGCAGAGCGGAGGGGGAGAAGGGGUAGAGGUGGUGAGAAACGAGCCAAGUGUUCACCCCGAGUACGGACCUGGACAGCUGACCGAGAAGCGAAUCUACCUCAGCAGUAAACUGCCGUCCUGGGCGAAAGCGCUGGUCCCGAGAUUCUUCUAUGUGACAGAAACAGCCUGGAACUUCUACCCGUACACCAUCACAGAGUACUCGGUAUCGUUCCUCUCCAAGUUCAGCGUCCGUAUUGAGACGAGAUUUGAGAACAACAAUGGCGAUAACGACAAUGUGUUCGGGGACACGCCGACCCCAGCACAGAAAGUGAGUUUCCUGGAUAUCCUCAGUGAUCCCAUCCCUGAGAAGCACUACAAAACGGUGGAGGACCUGAGUCUCUGGCAGUCAAGUAAAACUCACAGAGGGCCUCUGGGGGAAGGAUGGAGAGACAACCACAAACCCAUUAUGUGCUCCUAUAAGAGGGUGCAGUGCAGCUUUGAGGUCUACGGCUUCCAGACCAGAACUGAGGAGUUCAUACACAAAAACAUUCGGGACAUUCUUCUGGUCGGCCACAGGCAAGCCGUAGCAUGGAUAGACGAAUGGCACGGACUGAGUUUGGACGAUGUGAGAGAUUAUGAGCAAACAAUGCAAGAGAAGACCAACAGCAAAGUCAAAUCAGAACUGAACACAGGGCCACCGACCGCCUCUCGUCCUGUGUUCUCUCGCUCCAUCUCGGUGACAGACGAGCGUUCCCUGAUGAAGAUGGGAGUGACGACUGCAGCCAUAUCUGACCCUCCACCCUCCUCCUCUGUGCCACACAUUCCCAUUCGCCUCCACUCAACCCCUGAAUGAUGGCGCGCGCACGCACGCACACACACACACACACACAGACAGACACACACACACACAAAGAGCAUACUGUACAAUGCAAACAAAGACAGCAUUCACCACAGUUGCAUUAUUUCUCAGAAAUAAACAACCAACAACUGUGCUCACUUAGAUAAGUAGAUCAGUAGCACUCGUAGCUAUCUUAAAUAUAAGGCUGCAGCCAGCCACUUGUUAGCGUAGCUUAGCAUUUAGACUGGGGACAAGGGGAAACAGCUACCCUUGUUCUUUUGCAUAGCCAAUUGCAUAGCCAUCUUCAAAACACUGUGUCAGCAAUAGAGGUUUGGACGCAGCUAUUAUCAUUCUGCUGCAGGAAAGAAGAAGAAAAAAUUCAUUGGAUUGUUUUUAUUUCUUGAAACUGCUUGAAACGGCAGUCUUCGUGAGCAGAGCUAUGUCCAGGAUGUAGGCCAGGAAGAUAGACGUGAAAUUGGCCAGCGACCUGAAAAGAAAAUUAAUGACAGUGAAGGAUGUGGCAAAUAGUUGGGCCACAUUUGUUGUUAGUCUGUGAGAGCAGCAUCAACAAAAAGUAAAAGACAGUUUUGGAUUAGAUUUUCUGGGGAAGCCCGUGAUGGAAGACAUUAUUAGAAUUUGGCGGUGAUCUGAAUACGAAUUCUUAUUUAAAAAAAAAAAAAAAAUGUUAAAAUUGUGAGAUAUGCGAGAGUAUUAAUACUGAGAAACUGAGCGCCCUUGCUUGGGUUUGCACUAAGAAGACAGAAUUGUUUCUAGUUUUCUGCGUGUGGUUUGUCAGCUGAAAUCCACACAUCUACAAACGAUAAGUCAAACAUUGUCCAAACGUAACAUAGUCAACCUACUAACGCCUC
Molecule: messenger RNA, 2393 nt
Organism: Solea solea (common sole)
Lineage: Eukaryota; Metazoa; Chordata; Actinopteri; Pleuronectiformes; Soleidae
Gene: pitpnc1b
Product: phosphatidylinositol transfer protein cytoplasmic 1b
Exons: 10
Coding region: 616-1539 (307 amino acids)
Biological process (GO): phospholipid transport
Cellular component (GO): cytoplasm
Molecular function (GO): phosphatidylinositol transfer activity; phosphatidylinositol binding
Source: RefSeq, a predicted model, not a curated record